AUGGUGGAGCGCCCAACGUCGCCGCAUGCCGAGCAGGCUGGACGCGAGCCUUUAGUCGAGGACUUUCAAAUCGUACAACCCCUGUCGCCCGGCAGAAAGCAUCCCGCACGUCUCCCUAUACCCAUUCGAGUUUCUGCACCCAAUGGACAUCUUCCAAGUUCGCCUGCCUUUGACCAGGACUACGCGGACGACAGUGACGAUUCCUUGGCCCCACCGGACAUCGUGAGACCUCUGAGCACUUCACGCGCCAUAGUUUCCGAUGUUCCCAGGGUCAACCCUCUGCUGUCGCCCGCACAACCACCCACCAUCUCGAGUCAUCAUCGCAGCGCAUCCAAGCCGCGGCACAAACCUAGAGAUUCAGGAUCGUACAUUGGAACAUCUCAUCCGAACACCCCCGACCGCAUGUCUCUGGACAUGGACUAUGUUUCAAAGAACCAAAAGAGAUAUUCACUCGAAUCGGCCGCGCCAUCACGAGCGCCUUCGAAAGCACCUUCAAUCGCGCCAUCAGUAUAUACUCUACCUCCACUCCAGACUUCGGGGCCCUUGGACGAUGAGGUAGAUCGUUUGCAGCCUUUGUUGGAAGAUGAUCCGGCAAACUUCGACCUCGUGGCCGCACCACCAGAAGAAGUCAACAGCACAUAUCGACUAGACGAGCACGCCCAACAACUUCUCUCACGCGAACAUCUGGAAGCAAUCUUCGCAGAUCGCAAGACUCUGCUAAAGUUUACUGGCUUUCUCAACAGCCAUCGUCCUCAAAGCAUUCCAAUUCUCAUCUUCUACAUGGAUGCUUUGAAAGCUCUACGAGCGAUCAAAUAUGCAAACGCUGUGUCGAGAGCAUUGAACCCUGUUUCUGGACUCGAGUUCACCUCUACACCGCCUCAGACUACGCAAAACGAUGAGCUGCAGAAAAAAGCCGAUCAAGCCUUUGAUCUGCUAGUUCGAGAAGACCUGACGGCGUACGUCACAUGGACGUGGAUCUCAAUUGUGAGUACGAGCAUCCAAAGAAGAGUAACGGGAACUCUGGCUCCUCACUUGAGAGAAGCGUCUGAGGGGUUGGCCGAAGUGUUUUGCUUGACAGAUCCAUCACGGAAGGACAACCCAAUUGUUUUCGCCUCAGAAGAGUUUGCCCGCACAACACAAUACGGAAUGGGCUACUCGAUCGGUCGCAAUUGCCGCUUCCUCCAAGGACCGAGGACAAAUCCACACUCGAUACGUCGUUUGGCUGAAGCGUGCAAAGUACCCAGAGAACAUAGCGAGAUCUUUGUCAACUAUAGACGCGACGGCAGUCCUUUCAUCAACCUACUCAUGACAGCACCACUCUAUGACUCGAAAGGCACAUUGAGGUACUUUAUCGGAGCUCAAGUCGAUGUAUCUGGUUUGCUGAAGGAGAUGACGGGUAUGGAAGCACUCAAGAAGAUGAUUAACCGUGACGAAGACGGAGACGGCGAACAGAGUCAAAACGACGAGUUCCAGAGUUUGAGCGAGAUGUUCAACACUACGGAGCUGGAGACCGUAAGACAAUGCGGAGGCCGUAUCCAUCGUGCGCAAGUCGAUGACGACCGAGAGAAUGGUGUGCAAUCCAGGCCGCGACUACUAAUAACGGAAGAGUCAGACGAGAACAUCAUUCACUCGAAGGAGAUACACAAUGACCCAGCUUCUGUUCCCGAUGGAGUGCAACAACGCAUACCUGAGAAUGGCAAGCUGGCAGGCGUAUAUGAACACUAUCUUCUUGUUCGACCAUCACCAUCGCUACGUAUCUUAUUCACCUCGCCAUCCUUACGCGUACCAGGAAUCCUGCAGAGCCCCUUCCUCUCCCGUAUUGGCGGUUCACCCCGCGUGCGCUCAGAGCUCGCUCAAGCAUUCAGCGAAGGCCGCGGCGUGACGGCAAAGAUUCGCUGGUUGACGCGCAUAGAAGAAGAUGGAGAAGACGAGGGCCGUAGUCGUUGGAUUCAUUGCACACCCCUUCUCGGCCAUGGUGGCGCAGUAGGUGUCUGGAUGGUGGUCCUCGUCGACGAAGAAGGCAGUCAGAGUAAACGACGAUUCAGGCCCGCGCCUCCAGUGAGUCAAAUCAUUGGAGGCAAAGAGUUUGAUCCGAGAGCAAUGAAAGAAAAGGAGGAACGAGAGCGGGCCAGAAUUGACAUGAUCGUCGAUGGUGAUGCAGAACGGCCUGGCAGUAGUUUUGCCGGUCGACCAGGACUCGUGAUGGACACGAGCGUGUAUAGUGGUCUGGGAAGUGUUGACGGAACUGACGAUUCGUUCCAGAUUCGAUGA
Aureobasidium uvarum is the source of this 2271-nucleotide messenger RNA. NCBI's taxonomy places the organism in Eukaryota, Fungi, Ascomycota, Dothideomycetes, Dothideales, Saccotheciaceae. The record is from the annotation of a GenBank genome assembly.